Impatiens glandulifera is the source of this 1463-nucleotide messenger RNA. RefSeq lists its product as uncharacterized. The record is from RefSeq and is a predicted model, not a curated record. NCBI's taxonomy places the organism in Eukaryota, Viridiplantae, Streptophyta, Magnoliopsida, Ericales, Balsaminaceae. The transcript has a single exon. The coding region runs from base 250 to 1299 and encodes 349 amino acids.
AGAAAAAAAUAUACAAAAAUAAAAAAUAUAUUUGUGGCAACGAAAUAAAAAGGCGGCGGCUGAGCCAGUUUCUGGUCAAAUUGUCUCCCCCCAUCAUCAUCAUCUUCUUCACUCUGUCAGCUUCCUUCUUAUUUCCUCCUUCAUUCUCAAAUCCAAAUUCUCAAAUCAUAAAUUCUUUAAAUACCCAUUAACAGUUUUCAUCAAACCCUGCAAAUUCAUCAAACAAACUUUCAUCUUUUUUCAAAAAAUAUGGAAGUGAUGAUUCCGCCGUCGCCGUCUCCGGUCGAUUUCAACUUCAAUUUCGACAGUACUUCAACAACCCCAUUCAUUAGUGCACCAAGUAGUCCUCAACCAUUCGGUACUAAUCCUCUCUUCUACAGCGCCCCUGCUAGCCCCACCAGAAUCUCAGCCUUUUAUAGAGAUUUCGAACACUUCUACGCCGGCGCCGGCGACGACGACGGUUGUGAUUCUCCUUCGUCAAUACCAUUCAAAUGGGAAGAGAAACCUGGUAUUCGUAAAACAAACGAUGAUUUCGAAUUUGAUUUCAGUGGUCAAUUGGAUAUAACUUCUGUUUCCGCCGCCGAUGAGUUAUUCGACGGCGGUGUGAUAAAACCAUUGAAACUUCCUCCAAGAUUGCAUUUUAACGAAGUGGGUACAAUCAAUUCACCCAAAUCACCAAAACCCAUUAUCAUGGUGGAUCCAUUGACGGCGACGGCGACGGCGCCGGAGAAGAAAGAAACGGAGCGUGGAAGAGGAGGAGAGAGAAAGUCAUCUUCUUCAUCUUCAUCAAAUGUAAGGAGAAAGGGAAGUAGAUCAUUGUCACCAUUAAGGGUAUUUGAUAUCUUUUCUGAUCAUGAUCAAGAAGAUGGUCCAAAAGAACAACAACAAAACCAACAAUCAUCAACUUCAUUAAUAUCGAAAUGGGGAUGGAAAAGUUGGAAAUUGAAAGAUCUUCUUCUAUUUCGUAGCGCAUCGGAAGGACGAGCGACUGAUAAAUCUCCAAUGAUGAUGAUGAAAAAGUAUGAAAUUAUGAAAAAGACAGGUGAAGAAGAUGUUAAAAAUUCAAGCUUUAGAUCGAAUGAAAGUUCAUCUGGAUCUGUUAAAGGUGGUGGUCGGAGAAAAGGACCGCCGGCGUCGGCGCAUGAAAUUCAUUAUACGGUGAACAGGGCGGCGUCGGAGGAGAUGAAAAGGAGGACUUCUUUGCCUUACCGGCAUGGACUUAUGGGUUGUUUGGGUUUUAAUCCAGUGGUUCGCGAUCAGAUUUCUAGACGGUUUGAAUCGAUGACACGUGGCAGAUGAUAUUUUUCUUACCAUGGGCAUAAUAUUUUACUGCGCUGUAAAUCAGUGGGGAGUUACCAUAGAUGGGUAAGAAUGUUAUUGCAAUUAUAAUUUAUUCUUAUUUAAAAUUGUAAUUGAAGUUUGGUUCAAAUAUAAUACAUUCAUAAUUCUUGUUACUAAAGAUU